Messenger RNA from Strongylus vulgaris, 323 nucleotides. Lineage: Eukaryota; Metazoa; Nematoda; Chromadorea; Rhabditida; Strongylidae. The record is from the annotation of a GenBank genome assembly.
AUGGACGCAGUCUUGAAGCGCAGCGAAAGUGAUCCCGGCGUUGUUGGCAUUGCUUACUUUCCUGUAUUGGAUGGGCAACAUCAGUUAGAUAUUCGCGUUCGUGGAGUCUCGAUAAGUGGUUGUCCCGUUGCUGUGGAAGUACGCCAUGGUCGUAAUUAUGCAGAAAUUGCAGCGCAAGGGGAGCUGUUCUCUUUCGGAAAAGAAGGUGAGCGCAUUCAAUUGAAUUUGGGCUCCAUUCCACUUUCCACAACCCAUAAACGAAAAACGGAAGUUUGUCUAAGAGGAGAGGGAUUGAUUUUAUUAUUGCGAUACAAAUAUUAGCA